AUGGCAUAUGAAGGGUUCAAUACAGAUAAUCUUCCUUCAAAUAAAUUUAAAAAAGAAUUACUUGAGAAAGCAAAUUUGGAUAAAUUAAAAUCAUUGAUUAGCGCAGCUACUAUUGAUAACUCUGAUGUUUAUGAGUGGAUUGACUCUUUUAAUUCAGAUGUGAAUUAUUACUUAGAUCUAGUAAGUGCAACUAUUUAUUUAUCCAAUUUAGUGAAUAGUGAUAAGAAAAAUUCUACAGAUAUCAUAGAAGAUUACUGGCAACCACAACUCAACAAGUAUGGAUAUAAGUGUGAUAGAAAUAGAGAUUCGUACUCUACAAUUAAAAGGUGUAUAUUAAAACAAGUACGUGCUUUUCUUGAUGAUAAAUAUUAUUUGAAAAAAAUAUUAAUUCAAAAUCUUCAAAAAAAAAAUCCGUAUGAUGAAUACCUUAAAGACAAAUGGAACAAAAUACUUCAGCGCACAAAAUCUACUUUUGAAAAUAGGAGCAUAAGAAUUACUAUUAGCGGUAUAAAUAAAUCUAUUAAGUACGAUGAAUUACCUUUGAAAUAUAAUUUUCUAAAGGCCAACUUUUCCAAUACUGAAAAAAAUAAUAAUUUAGAGAUUUUAAUUGAAGAUUUAAUGGAUAAACAUCGUCAAAACAGUUCAGCCAGUACUAGCGGAACACAUGAUAUGCACCGCACACAAAGUACUCAUGAUGAGAACAUAAGGGAAGAAGAUUUACGUUAUACACCUAAUGCAUUUCCAUAUAAAUUCUUUCUCAAUAUAUGUUAUAUUAUUGUGAUAGCUAUAAUAAUUAUUAUAUUAUUAUAUAAGGUAAUAUAA
Molecule: messenger RNA, 822 nt
Organism: Plasmodium gonderi
Lineage: Eukaryota; Apicomplexa; Aconoidasida; Haemosporida; Plasmodiidae
Product: variable surface protein
Exons: 3
Coding region: 1-822 (273 amino acids)
Source: RefSeq, a predicted model, not a curated record